Molecule: messenger RNA, 3471 nt
Organism: Sus scrofa (pig)
Lineage: Eukaryota; Metazoa; Chordata; Mammalia; Artiodactyla; Suidae
Source: RefSeq, a predicted model, not a curated record
UAUAUAUAAAAGUGAGCUGCAUCUCCACGGGUUCAGUCUCAGAGCACCAGCUGGUGAGCAAUGCAAGGAGCAGCCUUGUAACUAACUUGCAUCAUCUUCAGCAUGAAGAUAGCCACAGUGCCAUUGCUUCUGAUCCUGGCUCUUUGCCUCAUACAAGAUGCUGCCAGUGAAGGUGAAAAUCAGGAAACAUGCAGCGAAUAUCGGGCACUGAUGAAAAAUGGAAAGUUGUUCUGUUCCCAAGAUAAAACACUUUUUCAAAGCCCCGAGGGAAUGGUGUUCAUCAACAGAUGUGCCACGUGCAAAAUGAUCUUGGAAAAAGAAGCCAAAUCCCAGAGGAGGGCCAGGCAUUUAGCAGGAGCCCCCAGGGCCACUGUCCCCGCAAAGGAUAUGUGCAGUGCUUUUCGGCCUUACGUAAAGGAUGGAAGACUUGGGUGCACGCGGGAAAAUGACCCAGUGCUCGGUCCUGAUGGAAGGACACAUGGCAAUAAAUGUGCAAUGUGUGCGGAGCUGUUCUUGAAAGAAGCUGAAGAAAAUGCCAAGCGAGAAAGUGAAGCCAGAAUUCGCCGCAGUGCUGAAAAGGAUCUUUGCAAGGAGUAUGAAAGCCAAGCGAGGAAUGGAAGACUUUAUUGUACCCGGGAGAGCGACCCAGUUCGUGGCCCUGACGGCAGGAUGCAUGGCAACAAAUGUGCCCUGUGUGCUGAAAUUUUCAAACGGAAUUCUUCAGAAGGAAAAAAUAAAGCAGAUGAAAACCGGAGAAAGGCUAAAGAAAAAGUUAAAGUUAAAAGAGAAACUGAGAAACUCUGCAGUGAGUAUCAUGAUCAUGCAAAGAAUGGAGCACUCUUCUGUACCAGAGAAAAUGACCCCAUCCGUGGUCCAGACGGGAAGAUGUAUGGCAACUUAUGUUCCAUGUGCCAAGCCUUCUACCAAGCAGAAGCUGAAGAAAAGAAAAAGACCGAAGCAAAAGCAAGAAGUAAAAGAGAAUCGGAAAAAGCACCUUCAUAUGCAGAGCUGUGCAAUGAAUACCGCAAGCUUGUGAGAAAUGGCAAACUCCCUUGCACCAGGGAGAACGACCCCAUCCAGGGCCCGGAUGGGAAAAUGCACGGCAACACCUGCUCCAUGUGUGCAGCCUUCUUCCAAGCAGAAGAAAAGGAAAAGAAAAAGAAGGAAGGUGAAUCAAGAAAUAAAAGACAAUCUGGGAAUACAUCUUCCUUUGAGGAGCUGUGCAGGGAAUAUCGCAAAGCCAGGAAGAAUGGACAGCUUCUCUGCACGAGAGAGAACGACCUCCAGGGCCCGGAUGGGAAGAUGCAUGGCAACACCUGCUCCAUGUGCGAGGCUUUCUUUCAACAAGAAGAAAGAGCAAGAGCAAAGCCUAAAAGAGAAGCUGCAGAGGAUCCCUGCAGUGAAUUUCGGAGCCAGCUGCAGAAGGGGAUGCUCAUAUGCACCAGAGAGAACGACCCUGUCCGUGGCCCCGACGGCAAAAUGCACGGGAACAAGUGCGCCAUGUGUGCCAGCCUGUUCAAACUUGAAGAAGAAGAGAAGAAAAAGAAUGGCAAGGAAGCAAAGGAGAAAACUGAGACUGAGAAAGUUAAGAGAGAAGCAGUAGAGGAGCUGUGCCGUGAAUACCGUAACUACAUGAGGAAUGGACGCCUUCCUUGCACCCGAGAGAAUGACCCCAUCGAGGGCCCCGAUGGGAAAAUCCAUGGCAACACCUGCUCCAUGUGUGAGCCUUCUUGUGACCAGCGAGAAGCAAAAGAAAAAGAAGCCGAAUCCAGAACAAAAGCCAAGAGAGAAGCUGAAAAGGAUGAAUGCAGUGAAUUCCGGAGCCUUCUACAAAAUGGGAAUCUUUUCUGCACCCGAGAAAAUGAUCCUGUGCGUGGCCCAGACGGCAAGACCCACGGCAACAAGUGCGCCAUGUGCAAGGAAGUCUUCCAGAAAGAAGAUGAAGAAAGAAAGAGAAAAGAAGGGGAAGAUCAGAGAAAUGCUGCAGGCCGGGGUCCUAGUGAUGGCGGAGGAGAGAAAGCUCAGGACCAAUGUGCCGAGUAUAAGGAAAAAAUGAAAAAUGGAAAACUCAGCUGUACCCGAGAGAGGGAUCCUGUGCGAGACGCUGACGGCAAAUUGUUCAACAAUAAGUGCAUCAUGUGUAAGGAGAAACUGCAAAAAGAAGCUGAGGGAAAAAAUAAGCAUUCCACCUACAGAUCAAAUGGGACUGAAUCAGCAUCAAGAAAGGAUGUAUGUGACGAGUUUAGAAGUCAAAUGAAAAAUGGGCAACUUAUUUGCACCCGAGAAAGCGACCCUGUCCGAGGUCCAGACGGCAAGACACAUGGAAAUAAGUGUGCUAUGUGUAAGGAGAAACUGGAAAGGGAAGCUGCUGAAAAAAAGAAAGAAGAGGGUGACAGGAGAAACACAAACAAAAAUAAUGAUGCAAAACAGGAUCAGUGUCAUGAAUUCCGGAACAUGGUGAAAGACGGAAAGCUUAUCUGCACCAGAGAAAACAACCCUGUUCGAGGUCCAGAUGGCAAGAUGCACAUCAACAAGUGUGCCAUGUGUCAGAGCAUCUUUGAGCGAGAAGCUAGUGAAAGAAAAAAGAAUGAAGAAGAAAAAUCGGGCACCAAGCUGCCAAAGGAUGCAAAGGACCAGUGCAGCGAAGUUCGGGGUGAAGCGGAGGAUGGAAAGGUUAGACAGUCUGGGUGUUCCUUGGCCUCCACGGCCAGGAUAAGGGCAGAUGAGUGCAGCAACUUUCGGGAGUACGUGAGGAAUAAGGAGCUCAUGUGCACCCAAGAGAAUGACCCCGUGCGUGGUGCUGAUGGAAAGUUAUAUCUAAACAAGUGCUCCAUGUGCAGAACUGUCUUUCAAAAAGAAGCUUUGGAAAGGACAAAAAUGCAAAAACAGCCGCACUCCAUUAGCUCUUCUGAAGAAGAAGAAGGCCCAGAUUCCUCCAUUUCUUCUCUGGAUUCUGAGAUGUGCAAACACUACCGCGUAUUGCCCAAAAUGGGUUACCUUUGCCCAAAGAAUUUACAGCCUGUCUGUGGUGAUGAUGGCCGAACAUACAAUAACCCCUGCAUGCUCUGUCAUGAAAAUCUAAUACACCAAACUAAUACACACAUACGCAGUAAGGGGAAGUGUAAGGAGACCAGCAUCCCAGAAAAAACCCCUCUCAGCCUGCCAGCCUCUGUCAAAUGAUGCAAGAGCCGGUGAAAGCCAUGAAGAAAAUACGUACUGCAAUUCUGAAUCGCCUACCUUUACUAUCUGUAUACACACAGCAUUCUCCAGAACUCAUCUUUUAUACUAUUGACAAUGAUACAGAGCUGUCAGGGGGAUGGACUCACUGCAUUUCAGUCUUUGCAUCUCUUUCCUCCUCGAGUCCGUGGUCUGAGGGCUCAGAGGAGCCUCACCCCGUCUGUGUUGUGGAAACCUCCUGAUCACAGUGCUGUCUGUUCAAACGCUUGUUCAAUAAAAGUAAACCCAGCAGAA